Linum tenue is the source of this 1884-nucleotide messenger RNA. The record is from the annotation of a GenBank genome assembly. Lineage: Eukaryota; Viridiplantae; Streptophyta; Magnoliopsida; Malpighiales; Linaceae.
AUCGACUUCACAACUAUAACUAGCUUCAAGCCCGAGCCCAUUCAUCCACAGCGAAAGAUUAAACGACGUCGCCUCAAAACAAUCGUGAAAAUUUUCGACUGGUCAGGAAUCAGGAUCAGGGUGGCCUCUGCUCGUAAAGAAAACAGAAAUCGAUCUCAACUUCUGUCCCUCCUUCUCUCCUUCCACUCCCGGGACGAUGAUGGAUUCUCGAGUUCUUGUUGCUCUGCUUCUCGUCUCUUCCUUUCUAUGCUCAUCUGCCAAGGCGGAAAGAAGCGGGACGGUUCUGUUCAUCGAUGGCCAGGGACACAAAUACCUUCGUUCUCCAUCCACCAAUGGUGGCGUCCAGUCCCAGUCAAUGUUGAUUCCGGAAGUUGCUGAUGCAGUGUCUGUUCUGCUUGGUUUCGCGCCAUCCGCUACACUUUCGGCAGCUGGUUCAUCAAAGUUGAAUGGGGUUCUCGAGCCCAAUCCAUUUGAUAGACCUCGUGCUGUAUUCAUGUUGGAAGUUACUGGAAUUAAAGAUCUUCCUCAGGCAAGUAUCUCCUCUAUUGAAAAGUACAGCCAUGCUUUACAGCGCAAUACCGUUCUUGGUUCAGAAAAAGCUAAAAUUGAACUUCCAGGUGGAGAGGUCUCUGUGGUUCAUUUGGAUGAUGGGUUAGAAGAUUUCACAGAAAAGGAAAUAACUGAUCUUGCAUCUUUCUUGGGUGGAUCAUAUGUUACCGACGCUUCAAAAACAAUGAAUGGAGAUAUUAUGGGUAUAACUUUGGCUAGUGGAACCAUGAAUGUUCACCUGUCGAAGGAAGCGGACAGGAAAUAUGUCGGAAUGCUAUUGGCUCUGAUGCGAAACAGCAAAAGAGCAAGACUGAUGCAUGAAGAUCUAUCGCAAGGCACCCGGAGGCCUGCAGAGCUAACAAUUGGAUGCUUUGAUGGAAUUAAGGCUUUGCGAGAGCAAUAUGGUACAGAAAGCAUUGUGCAACAAGGGGAGGAGCUAUUACUUAGCGUGCUGUCUAUAGUUCUCGAUUCCUUGCAGGCAGCAUACAAAGGUCAACUUGUUGCGGUAGUUUCCUUUAAGCCAGAAUCACAGACCAAGUUGGACGUGGUGCUGACUGACUGGCCAUCUGCUCGUAUGUUGGUUGAAAGCAAUGUAUCACCUGUACUUAAUGCCACCAUUUUGGAAGUGGCCCUAGUCAGAACGACCUUGGCUUGGUUGACAGGAAUCAUUCUUCUCGUUUCUACUCUCAUCGGGGUCUGCAUGCUUUUCAAUAUGCCACUCACUAAGGACACCCUUCUCUACUCCAAUGUCAAGCUCGACUAAGUUGGAAGGAGCAGACGCGUCUUUCAACCAUUAAAAGUUGUCGUCUGUGCAGGACAUAAUUGGGGGACAGUUUGUUGCUGAGCAGUGGCUAGCUAUGGUUUCUGUUAAACCCGUACCUUGAUUGUUGAUAAUGUCGAAUGUUAUCAACAAAGCUGAAAGCUGCUGCUAUAUUGGAUGUGCUUGACCGAGGGAUUGGGUUUAAUUGGAAACUUUACAGGUUGAUACUAGUAGGUCAUUCCUGUGUGUGGGAAGUAGGAUCCUAUGGCCAAUUUGGAGUUCUCUGUAUCUUAAUAACAGACAUUAGCCGUAUUUGGGAUUGUUGCGCGUUGUUGAAUAAGUCAAUAUUGUUUUGAGGUGAAAUGGAUUUAAUGUUCGUCAUAUUCGUGAUUUUGUAGCCCUAGUUGGAAGUAGGAAUUUCUCUACUGUGUAUUAAAAAUAUUCCUCUACAUUGUUCAUUUGCUCCGCGUCGUUUCGGUAGAGCUGUCCAUUUUGUAGCGUAACAGGCUCUCUCAUCAAAAGUUGGUCGACUUUUGCACGUGAUUGUUUUCGGUUCUCUGACGAUGUGACUGAAC